This is a messenger RNA of Stylophora pistillata, 2880 nucleotides long. RefSeq lists its product as uncharacterized. Lineage: Eukaryota; Metazoa; Cnidaria; Anthozoa; Scleractinia; Pocilloporidae. The record is from RefSeq and is a predicted model, not a curated record.
GACUAUAAGACUUUUAACCAAAGAAUAUAAUUCUUCGAUGGACACUGAUGAUUUUAGAAAGUAGACUUAACUCAAGAGUUGAAAAGAGAAUUUUCAGGUACUCUAACAUGAUGUCCAUUUUGAGUAUCCUGGUUUUCAUGUUAGUGCAACGACAUGUGGUGAGCGCCAGCGAGCUCUUUCCAGUUUCCAUGUUCGAGGUGGACUCUGAUGAACACCAGCCGAUUGAUUCGCAGAAAAACGACGAAAUUGAGCCUUUCCAAGGAAAAAACAUCACUGAAAGAUUCGACGACCUCAUUACAGCGAUGGAUAUCCUCUGGUUGGAUAGAAUCACCAGCGAUUACGGCUUUAAACGACACCACAAAGACCCAAAGUGGAUAUCACAACCAUCCUUUAAGAGUCAUCUUGGACGACAGUACUUCGACGAAGCAGCAGAAAUAGCACUAAACUUUUUUCGGAAAUUUAACCAACACCUUACGAAAUCACCUUGGGAACUUUUGAAAGAAGCGACAGAAAAUGAUAAAUUCAAACUUCUUAAAAUUACAGCCGCUCGGUAUCUAUUAGUCACUCAUAUUCUUUGGGAUGUAAGUGGUAAGAAGUUAGUAGCUUGCACAGAAACGAGAGACAGUUACACCGACAUUCCACAGAGCUGGAAGAUCCCCAAGGAUGGAGUGUGUUUUCCUAAACCUUAUGGAAGCGCCAGAUACAAUUCAGACUACGACGUUGGGCUUAUUGGAAAAGAUUCUGGAACCGUCACCCAGAAAUUUAACGACUAUUUUGAAAACACAUUCCACAAACCCUCGGAGCUUGUAUUUGACACGAAUGUUUACGCCUACACCCUGGAAUUCGCCAUGCCCUCAAUGUUUCCCGACCUUCUCCCCGGGUUUAUUUCCAAUCUCAACAAACUUGAGCAAUCGAUGCGGUACAAAAUGCUAGAAUUGGCCAGUGCUUAUUACAAGGUCUUCAAGUACGACGAAAACAAUGAAUUGUUUAAUGAAAUGAAAAAUGGAGCCAUUACCCAACUGAAAAUAGGAGAUAAAAAGGCUUUGGAAAUGUUACAAUAUUGGCUUACAGCCUUUCAAGGUAUGAACUAUCUGUUGGGGUUUAAAAAAGGACCGAACGAGAAACUGGCUGGCUUCAGACGAAAACACAACAAAAAGUAUCAAUACUACCUACAGAAGAUGUCAAAGAAAGGAGGAUAUGCCGCACAGUAUACAGAAUUCCUCGCAGUUAACCUCGCCAAAGCCCUACCCUACGCUGCUGAGGCAUAUCACACUCGGGGAGCCAUACGACAUGUGGUACAGGGAAUUCAGAUGAAUGCAAUUAGCACCUGUGAAUAUUACACGCCGCUAUCAACUUUCGACCUGUGGGUAUCCAUGAUUGAAAACUGGGGAGAAGCAAUUAAAGAGUAUCAGCACUGCGGUCGGCGUACCUCCACGGCGGAGUGCUUGAUGAAGAUGAGUAAGUACCUUUCGAGAAUGUUCAACGCGAUGCGAGUGAUCCGACGUGCCCGUCUGCCAAGAGAAGCCAGAGAAAGAUUGCUAGACUUCGGAACAAUAGGUGACCCAGAGUUCGUGACGAACCUUUUGCUAAAAUACAAAGGAAGUGGAAAGGGACUCUCAAGCGCGGCUUUUGAGUUUGUAGAACUAUUUUUGCAGCAGUUCAAAUGCGAUGUGAAACCAUUUGAUUUGAAUUUUCCGUGGAAGUGCUUGAAAAAUAUCCAUGCUGAAGUGAAUGAAUAUAAUACAAUUUUGGCUUCCAAAGUGAACAAGAUAAAGACGUUGACAGCUCUAUGAAGCCUUUGAGUUGCCCCUAGAACAGCAGGUAACCUCGCAAAACAAGUUUUACAUUUUGUCAAACAGACAAAUAAAAAUCAAGAAAUUUACCGAUUAAGAAAAUUGCAAAUCCUCAAAAACUUAUAUUAUCAAGAAACGCUACUGAAACAGCGUAGCCUACAACAUAUUCACCAUUUACUCAAGACAUUUCAUAUUUACGUAUAUCAAAUAAGUCUGUACUUCUCUGUAUUAAGAAGUUUUCAGAUAUAGGAGACCCAAUAUAUUAUCGUGAAUUAAGAAAAAAUUCAGUUCAAGCUGUUCCUUACGCAAUCAUCUGGCCAACGUGGAAACACCAAUCGGCCGAAGAUUUCCCUGUACCUCUCGGACGUGUAGCGUUUAGAUAGCGCUCAACUGGAGAGUUGGCGUGAAAAUCCAUGGAUGUACUUCAGCAGUCAUAGACUUCGAUAAAAAGCGAGGUAACCAAGGUAACUGACUCCGGAUGAAUGUAAACUGCAUAUGUAUUGUCUAGAAAAUUGACAAUCCCAACUUCCAAUCGUUCGACCACUGAAAACGUACUCAGUCUGAUCUCAGGUGCGUAAGGUUGAAAACUCCCAAAAUUGAAGCUGUUGAAGUCUACAUUGCAUAUCUAAAUGAAGGACAUCAAAGUUCACCAUUGUGCUUACGGGUAGAAAAGUAACUGGUAAGGCCGAUGACACUAGCGAAAGAGACUACCUAAGAGGGUCGAGCUUCUCGAAGCAUGCUGAGUUCUAUUCCAGAUUUUACUGCAAAGGCAACAUAUCGCGUUGUUUUCUUGCUAACUCAGGAUUAAAGUCAAACUUGCUUCGUCCAGCCCGAUGUAAUUGUCAAAUAAUUUUUGGUCAUUAACCUGGGUAACUAAACUAAGGGCAACGAGUUAAAUUGACGAGUUUAUAUUGCACUUCUCUUCAAGUUAUUUUAAUCGCAUCUACCCGACAGAAAAAAAACGAAAAAAAAUUUAAAAUCUUCUUCAAAAGCCAACAGAUGUAUUGAGCAUUGUAACUCUUGAGUUAUAUUUACUGCUUCUGUAAACCCAGCUAAUCAUGCUAAAUAAAAAGACUGUUGGAACCAA